Messenger RNA from Entamoeba invadens IP1, 606 nucleotides. RefSeq lists its product as hypothetical. Bases 1 to 606 code for a protein of 201 amino acids. The record is from RefSeq and is a predicted model, not a curated record. Lineage: Eukaryota; Evosea; Mastigamoebida; Endamoebidae. The transcript has a single exon.
AUGUCAGACUCAUUGGUGGAGCUACAGACAGAGGGCAAUGAACUUACCCUGUCGACAACAAAACUUGCGACAGAGUUAAAUGCAUUUGAUAUCAGACUUGAACGACAGUCAAACAAUCAAACUUCUUUGUUCGAACUACUUAAGCAAUGCAACGAGAGACUUGACAAAUUGGAUCCGAUCAAAAGUGUAUCCGUAGACUCUCAACAACAAGAAACGAAAGAAAGAAACACACAACUUGAACAAGAAGGUGAAACAAAGUCGAUACCUAUACUUCAAAACAUAAACAUUGAAAUGGUGCAGCCCGGCAAAGUAAUGUGUGUCAUUUGCAAACAAUCUCUCGACCCCGAUGAGCUUUUGGAUCAUUUGAAACGACAUAAUAUGCUUGAAAGAGGAUUUCAGGCGCCAAAACAAAAACCAACAAUCAGCACAAUUCGAGCCGUACCUCCCGUUGUAAAUAAUGGAGAAAUGAAGACUCCGGUAUUACAUACGCUUGUAUCCGUAAAGGACACUAAUGCAAUUGAGAUGAUUGAGUGUCCAAUUUGUUCAAAAGAGUUUAAUCGAAUCAUCAUUGACACGCACAUUCAGACACACUAUGUUAAGAUGUAA